Molecule: messenger RNA, 1794 nt
Organism: Magallana angulata
Lineage: Eukaryota; Metazoa; Mollusca; Bivalvia; Ostreida; Ostreidae
Exons: 9
Coding region: 16-1689 (557 amino acids)
Source: RefSeq, a predicted model, not a curated record
UUUUUCCCUCCAGGAAUGAAAGAGCUACUGUACUUUGAGGAGCAGAAGACCUGGGUGGAAGCGCGGAACGUCUGCAGGAAUUUAGGCGGGAAACUGAUGCGAAGCACAACCCUCAAUAGAAACAUCAUAGAGAACUGUGGGGAGAUCGACCCCGCCCAGAGGUUCUGGGUGGGGGAGCACCGCACGCUAUCAGCCUGGUUCGAAAUCACGGGCUGUUUCGAGGAUUCUGCGGUCCAGUCGAACGUUACCUAUGACAACAGCGACCGGAACGAGGCUUCCGUGUGUUAUGAGAUGUGUCAGGACUCGGCCUAUGUCGGUCUAAAGAACAACACGUGUUUCUGCAUCGAUUCGUCUCCAGGCAACCAGGCUAGUCUGCCAUGCAACCUCAAGUGUCCUGGGAACGAGGCUGAAGACUGUGGAGGUGCUGGCGUCAUCAGCGUGUACAGAAAAGCCUCUAUCACCCCCGACAACGCUCAGUGUCCGCAGCAGGAGAUGUGUCUCUGUUCACAACUAGAUUGUCUCCCGUCCGGAGUCUCGUUUUCGUCACGACCAUGUACAACUGAUCUCCAUGGAGCAUGUGGCUAUGGCUACAUGACUGAUACCAAGACCCCUUGGGACGUCAGCAACGGACUGUGCACCAAACAAGGCUUCCUAGCUAACCAAGAAAAUUCCCAAGAAUUCUGCAGGAACAGAAUAAUGACGUGGCCUCAAACCUACUGGUCCGGGGUGUUCCGAAGUGUCAUCAACAACUUGGACAGGGGAAGUGGGGGUUACAGAGACGCCCUGUUGUACUGUUUUUCACUUCGGAGAGGGUCCCUAUUGAACCAGGCGGGUACCGUCACAAUCAGCCCCGAUACCUGCUACAGCGAGAGACUGCCCUUCAUUUGUGAAAUAGGUUCCUCGUUGUUUGGAGAGGCGCGAUGUAGAGUUCAAAGGGCACCAACUACAACCAGCAUCACCACCGCCGCCACCACUACAUCUGUAACCACAAAAACUACGCCGGGACCACGCCCACAAACCACCGAUUUGGGACCCGCCCCCUCCUCAACCUAUUACGUCAACAAUCAGGUCAAGGAAGAAAAAGAUGACUUUAAGGAUAAACUGUUUAUCGUGGGUCUGGUUGCGGGGGCCGUUUUGUUGCUGGUCAUCAUCAUCUGUGCCGCCACCAUAGUCGCCAAAAGACGAAGAAAAGAACAUUACGGAAAGAAAUAUGGAAACCAGUUUAUAAUUCGUUCCUACGGAAAUGACGUUCAUUUAGACGAUACGUCACCGCCCAGAACUAAGCAGGAACAAGACGUAGUUGUUCCAGAAAUUUACGUCACAGAAAUCGCCUCAUCAGAGCCGAUACAGGCGUUUCCGAAAGACAACAGCAACAUGAGUGUCUCUUCCUCAGAAUUGAAGUACGACAGUUUAAAAGAUGGUCGUGCCAAAGCAAAAUCCAUUGAGCCUCAACAGUAUAUAACAAACCACAGUGACGUCAGAAGUGAUGUCAGCAGCGAGAACGGGACUGACGAGAUUAGACCUCUUACAAAGAAAAAACAAACAGUCCAAUCUAAAUCUAAUAGAGAAAACCAGUUUAGCAACCGGAGCGUUAUAUGCGCAGACAUUGACUCCAACGUUCGAAGUUUGCCCCGGCAGCCAAAGUUAACGAGAAAACCGCCAUUCCGAUACGUCUAUAGUGAAUGGUAAAGAGUGAAGAAGACUGAAAAAGGAAUCAAACUGCUUUAUUUUUUACUAUAUAUACUAUUGGUGCCUUUUGUUAUGGUGAAAUUGCAUUAAAUAUAUAGACCCGAU